CUUUUUUCCUGUUUCACACUAUCCGUACCGAAAGAUAACCCACAGCUAAGGUUUUUUAGUGAGAGAAGGAAAAACAAAAUAAAGAAGAGAGAGAAAGAGAAACGAAACGCCAUGUCCUCUGCCGUUGAGUUCGCUUCUUCUUCUUCUUCUUCUUCUUCUUCUUCUUCUACUGCUCAAGAUAGCCAUGACGACACCAACAACGAAAGGUUAGAUUUGAUUCGCCAAAUCGAUCCAACGGUUAAAACUUUAUCACUUCCUAACGAAACUUUUCUCGGAGCUGCCAUUUCUCUCAAGGACCAGGUGGUGGAGAUGACGUGGAAAGUAUGUGGUAGUACGGACACGGGUAUUACAGUUGUUGACCCGACUGUGUAUUCGGGUUCAUUGGGAACUGCUUUCGUCUGCUUGCGGUCGUACGAGGUCACCGGCGACGACCAAGACAUAUUACUAUGUUCGAAGAUCGUUGACUCGUGUGCCUCUGCAGCACGUGCAUCUUCUAGGCAUGUUACAUUUUUAUGUGGUAGAGGAGGGGUGUAUGCAUUGGGAGCUGUUGUUGCUAAUUGCCAGGGAGACCAAAGACGAAGAGACUUUUUCUUGAACCUCUUCCUUGAGGUAGCGCAAGAGAGGGCCCUCCCGGUCGGACCAGAGGAAGGUGGUUUUGGGAUGUCUUAUGAACUUAUGUAUGGGCGAGCUGGAUUCUUAUGGGCUGCUUUAUUCAUAAACAAGCAUCUUGGAGAAGGGACAUUGUCCAGUGAUGUUCUCAUGCCUAUUGUUGAUGCUGUGUUAGCUGGAGGUAGGGCCGGGGCAUCUAAUAAUCCAGCCUGCCCGCUCAUGUACAGAUGGCAUGGAACAAGGUACUGGGGUGCCGCCAAUGGCCUUGCUGGAAUCUUGCAUGUCUUACUUCACUUCCCUCUCUCAGAAGAAGAUUCUGAGGAUGUUAAGGGGACACUAAGGUAUAUGAUGAGUAACAGGUUCCUUCAUAGUGGAAAUUACCCAUCAAGCGAAGGAAACCCCAGGGACAAGUUGGUGCAAUGGUCUCACGGUGCAACAGGCAUGGCCAUCACCCUAAGCAAGGCAUCAGAGGUGUUUCCAAACGACAGGGAAUUCCGUGAUGCAGCUAUAGAAGCAGGCGAAGUUGUGUGGAAGAGUGGCUUAGUGAAGAAAGUCGGCCUAGCUGAUGGUGUAGCUGGAAAUGCAUACGCUUUUCUUUCACUUUUCCGUCUUACAGGAGAUAUCAUAUAUGAAGAGCGAGCAAAGGCAUUUGCAAGCUUUUUAUAUCAUAAUGCGAGUGAAAUUAUAAAUGGACAUGUCCCUGGAGACGAUGCAUAUUCUCUUUUCAAAGGACUUGCUGGAGCAGCUUGCCUGUGGUUUGAUCUUCUUGCACCUGAAAAGUCCAGGUUUCCAGGAUAUGAACUCUAGGUGAAAAUGAUGCAGUUUUCAAGAUGACAGAAAUAUAAAAUAUGGAUUGUAAACCUGAUUUGUAUAUAUAACCAGCUGCUCUAGUACUAAGGUUUGGUUUACCUGAAAACUUGUAUGAUUUUAAAAAUGGUUCCUCGGAGUUUAGGCUAGAAAUAUAACCGACCUGCAUGGUCCACAUUAAACCUGUUCAGGUGAAACCAUGUAUAGGUCAAAACACCAUAGCUUUCAUCCUGCUGCCAUUCCCGCUAUUGCACGGUCGGCUCAAUCUAAGCACAAUAAAAUAAGAGCUUGGACUAGUGGCCGUCUCCGUAGGUCCAUCCCACUAACACUGGAGCCAAGCCUGUCUGUGGUUUCAGUCUUAAAAUCCUUUUCAUAAUGCUAAGGUGGUAGCAACGUCUGGAAAAAAAUCUGUUUACAAUUAUGCGAGAGUUAGAGCAGAGGAACAUGUGUAUAUGAUUAUGAGUUUUAUGUUUAGUUUACAAUAUCCCUUAAGACUUCCAAUUGGUCAUAUGAUGCGAUAUUCUCUGUCAGAGGUUCGCUCGAGGCAUAUCAACAAGACUUGGAAAACAGAAAGACGUGUACAAGCAUCCUGGUUUUGCUGGAACAAUUCAACCCUAUUUGUCAUUGUCAUAGACAUAUAUGUAUGCUCUUGAAAAUUACACCACUAAAGUGACUUCAUAAUUAUGGUUUUA
Molecule: messenger RNA, 2108 nt
Organism: Ricinus communis (castor bean)
Lineage: Eukaryota; Viridiplantae; Streptophyta; Magnoliopsida; Malpighiales; Euphorbiaceae
Product: lanC-like protein GCL1
Exons: 5
Coding region: 112-1416 (434 amino acids)
Biological process (GO): carbohydrate metabolic process; peptide modification
Cellular component (GO): plasma membrane
Source: RefSeq, a predicted model, not a curated record